Triplophysa dalaica is the source of this 2831-nucleotide messenger RNA. RefSeq names its product sterol 26-hydroxylase, mitochondrial. Gene Ontology annotation, molecular function: iron ion binding; monooxygenase activity; oxidoreductase activity, acting on paired donors, with incorporation or reduction of molecular oxygen. Lineage: Eukaryota; Metazoa; Chordata; Actinopteri; Cypriniformes; Nemacheilidae. Gene Ontology annotation, cellular component: mitochondrial inner membrane. Gene Ontology annotation, biological process: cholesterol metabolic process; cortisol metabolic process; glucocorticoid biosynthetic process. The coding region runs from base 202 to 1779 and encodes 525 amino acids. The transcript has 9 exons. The record is from RefSeq and is a predicted model, not a curated record.
CAAUAAUAAGUCUUUAAUAUAAGUUAAUAAUAAAAGUAUAUUUUAGUCACUACCGUACAUCAGUCAGCAAACUCGUCGACUUGCAGUCUAACACAUGUUGAAUUGCUGUCUAUGUAGGGAACUCUGUAAGUUUGAGACCCGCCCUUCUCUAGAAGAACAUCAGCGAUGUGAAGCUGUUCAUGCAGAUCUCAUGUGGAGCGGAUGAGGUUUAUCAUGUUGUGCUCUCUCGUGAGAACCGAUCGCCUCGCAGUCGGUGUCGGUAGAAAACUUGCACCGCUGAAUGAAUUCAUCUCGCGAGGCAUCAAGUGUCAAUCAGGCGCUUUACACGCGCAGAGCGCCGCAGCGGAGGCUGGAAAACAUAAAACUAUCGAUGAUUUACCGGGACCGAGUCUGACGACCACUGCAUACUGGCUCUUUAUUAAAGGAUAUGCCGAUAAAAGUCACGCAAUGCAGGUGGAGCACAAGCGGCUGUACGGUAACAUCUGGCGUUCUCGCUUCGGGCCGUUUGAUGUGGUGAACGUGGCGAGUGCAGAUCUGAUCCAACAGGUGAUCCGCCAGGAGGGCCGCUACCCCAUUCGGACGGAUCUGUCACACUGGAAAGAGUACAGAGACAUGAGAGGACAGGCGUAUGGACUUCAUGUGGACACGGGUCCUGAGUGGUAUCGUAUCCGCAGUGCUCUGAAUCCUAAAAUGCUGAAACUGAAGGAGGUGGCGGCGUACGCGCCCAUCGUUCACGAGGUCGUGUCUGAUCUCCUGCAGCGCCUGGAGCUUCUGCGUCUGCGCAGUCACGACCAGAGCACCAUCCACGACCUGGCAUCUGAGCUUUACAAAUUUGGUUUUGAAGGAAUCUCUUCUAUUCUGUUUGAAACAAGGUUGGGAUGUCUACAGGAGGAGAUCCCCACGGACACACUGCGCUUCAUAACCGCCGUCAAUGACAUGUUGACGCUCUCUGAGACGGUUCUUUUCUUCCCACGCUGGAGCCGUGGCAUCUUCCCCUUCUGGAAACGCUUCGUCCAGGCGUGGGAUGAAUUGAUAGACGUAGCCCGGAGUUUGAUAGACAAGAAGGUGAAGCAGAUUGAAGCCCAGAUGAGUCGCGGAGAGCAGGUGGAGGGGAUGUAUCUCACUUAUCUGUUGUCCAGCAACAAACUGAGUUUAGCAGAAGUGUACAUCAGCAUCACAGAGCUUCUGCUGGGCGGUGUGGACACGACCUCCAACACACUCUCGUGGACUCUGUACCAUCUGGCUCGAGAUGCGGAGUUACAGAAGCGACUGUACGAUGAGGUCAUUUCUGUGUGUCCGAAGGGUGAGUUGCCCACCACGGAUCACCUGAGCAGAAUGCCCUUCAUGAAAGCCGUCAUCAAAGAAACUCUCAGAAUGUAUCCUGUUGUCCCCGGCAACGGACGCCUGACUGUGGAUACAGAAGUCAUCGUGAAUGAUUAUUGGUUCCCUAAGAAGACACAGUUUCAUCUGUGUCACUACGCCGCCAGUCACGAUGAAAAUGAGUUUCCGGAUGCUGAGCGUUUCAUUCCAGAGCGGUGGCUGAGAGACAGCCCGUCUCGCUCUCAACAUCACCCGUACAGUUCAGUGCCGUUCGGGGUGGGCGUGCGGGCCUGUGUGGGGAAGAGAGUGGCCGAGCUGGAGAUGUACUUUGCUCUGUGUAGACUGGUGCAACAUUAUGAGGUCAGAACAGAGGACGGGGCCCCGACGAUCCAGCCCAAGACUCGAACCCUACUCAUUCCAUCCCAACCCAUUGACCUGCGCUUUCUGCCCCGAGCCUGAAGGGACGCCGCGUGUCGAUUCAUUCUGCACUUUUAAUUCAUUUAAUUCCAAACCUGUUUUCGUGCAACAUCGUCUGUAAAUGUAACACAAAUAGAAAGUAGCAAUCAAAAUAUAAGAAAUCAAGAUGAAAUAUUUCAACAGAUACUUUCAGCUGAGGUGUUGGAGGUCAGCAGUGCAUUUUUAUUAUUAAGGUGUUUUUUAUAAGUAAAUGAAAUAAAUGUAAGGACCAGGCUGUAUGUGCCUUAAACGCAAAGUCAUUAUUGCAGACGAGAGACACACGGUUUACUAUUUCUGUGAUGAUGACUGCAGACGUGCAACAGACAGAUCGACAAAACCUGCUCUUCACUGCAGUCUGUAAAAGUAAAAUAAUUUAUUGCUCUAAUCUGAGUUCUUUAAAGAUCAUAUUCAUUUAGCCUUGUACUUAUUAUAAUAUUUAAUAGAGUAAACAAUCUGACUUGGGUGGUUCAGUAGUGCGGUUUUCCGUUGCUCAAGCGUUGAUGUGGCAUGUGGUUAAGACGUGUGGAUGUGUUGAAACAUGUUGAGCAAUUUAACCAAAUCUCUCUUUUAAAAAAGGAUCAUAAGCAAUGUAAUGGUUAUAAUAGGAAUUGUAUUGGUUUUAAUGGAAGCUGUCUUGGUCCCUGCGUGUCUCUACUGGUAAUGUGUUGCGUUCUGUUGAUGACACUAUUAAAUCCUACUGGGGUACAAGACUCUAAACACACAACUUAAAGAUAUUUUGUGUUGGUUUUAAUGGUUAAAUGUUUUGUAAUUAUAUGUGUAGUGUAGUUUCUAUGGUUUUUAUCAUCAGGGAGGAGCUGUUUGAAGUUAAUUUGGACAACUGAGAAAAAACAAAUAAAUUGAGACUUUAGCCUUACUUAAAUACAAAUGUAUAGUAUCAUGAAAUGUAAGUUACUUUGGAUAUAUAAAUAUAAAUGUAGCCCUAUAUUGACCAAACCAGUUAUUUCCAUCUUUCUCCUAGUUUAACCACAUGCAUUAUUAAAUUUGGGUUUACUUUUUGUGAUGACCUGGUGAGGAAUUUGACAAAAUGUUCAAGG